AUCCAUUUCUGCAUUUUAAAAAGUUAUGCUGCACUGAAGGAGCAGGAGAGUAACCACUAAGGAAUCAAACCAUGUUUACUGUCCUUUGGAUGACAUUUCUUUUCUUUUUGUGGGGUUCCACCACAUAUACAGUUGAAUCAGCCCUUGGAAGACCGUCCUGUUACAAUGGAUACUGCAUUACUCUCAAUGAGGGAGAAAUAAGUGCAGAAGCUGGACUGUGUGUUGUGAUACCAUGUUCCUUCACCACCGCUGAUGGAUUUACACCAAAAAGUAUCGUCUGGUUUAAAUGUGACUCCUGGAAAGGGAGAUGUGGUGACCCUGACAAAGUAUUUCACAUAAAUCGUAACAAGGUUCCACCAGAAUUUCUAGGACGGGUUUUACAGUUGGAUCCUGAUGUGAGUCAGGGGAACUGUAGCAUCAUGAUCAAUGACCUCACCACAUCUGAUUCUGGAUCAUAUCAGCUCAGAGUUAAUGGUCUUUACUAUGGAAGAUCAGAUGGAUUUACGUUCUCUUCAAGAACAAUUCUCUCUGUGAAAGAUCUAAACCAGAAGCCCUCACUGACGAUUCCUCCACUGACUGAGGGACAGCAGGCCACUCUGACCUGCACUGCUCCUGGUCUCUGCUCUGGGUCUCCUCCUAUCAUCACCUGGAUGUGGAGAGGAAAAGAAGAAAUUGAAGCUAAUAUUACAGGAAACACGACUACUUCUUUUAAAACUGAGAAUCUGACUGCUGUCACACAGAGGCACAGUUUGAUUCUUACCUUUAACUCUUCAGCUAAGCAUCAUGACACCAACGUAACCUGUAAGGUCAGCUUCAUGAGUGGCAUAACCACAGAGGAGACUGUGACCCUGAAAGUAAACUAUAAAAGACAACCUCAGAUCAGUGGAAAGACUACUGUGAAGGAAGGAGAUGAUCUGAAUCUGACCUGCAACGUUGAAAGUUUUCCUCAAUCAGUUGUUGUGUGGACUAAACAUUCAGGAAGUGGGAUUUACUUCCAAAAUAACACUGGAUCAGCAACACUUGUCAUCUGGAAUGUGACAGCUGAGGAUUCUGGGCGAUAUGUCUGCACAGCGACUCACCUAAAUGAAACAGUGUCUGUAUAUGGUGAUGUAAAAGUGACUUGGUUUUCAAAGAUACUGAAAGGUUCUGAAUGUGUGCUUCAGUCAGCACUCCUGACCUGUGUGUGUAUCACUGAGGGGUUUCCUCUACCCACUGUAACAUGGCCUCUACUGAAAGACCACACAGAGUACUCUGUCAUUAACACUGUGUUAAACCACACUGUUAACAGCACUGUCAUCAUGUCCCUUGAAAAUCUCCAUUAUGUCAGUGUUGAAUGUUACAGCAGCCAUGAAAAUGAAGAAGCAAAAGAAACCCUUACAGUCCAAGAAUACUUCACAGAAAAAGAAGCCAUUCAGUCUAAAACUACUUUAGAAAAGGUUUUCAGCCUGGAAGUCAUUGUUGCCUUUCUGAUUGGAGUUCUACUUUCAGCUAUCAUUUGUCAUUUGGCUGUAAAAUGCAACAGGAAGGCACUGAAGAAGUCUGAGAAUGAGGAUGAAACUCUGGAGGUGAUCUCUCAACAUGAUCCACUGAUCGACGAUGGUCAGGAGGUUCAAAAUGACCAAUCCCUUGUGCAAGAGGAAACUGAGAACGUACCUAUGGCAGGAGAGAAGUGGGCUUCAGAAAUCAGCAAUGAUCCAAAAGAUGUGCAGUAUGCUAGCAUUGAUUUCUCAAUCAUGAAGAGAAGGAGUGCAAAAGAGGCAACAAAGGAACAAGCGAGCUCUUUGACUGAGUAUGCAGAGAUUAAAACUAGACCAAAAGAGCAAAGGAAAGAUAGCACUGAAGAGGGAAGUGAGACGCUGGAGGGCGAAGAGGAUUUGGUAACAAAGCAUGAUGAGGAGAUGAAAUAUUGUCUCUCAGAGGACCAGAGUGAAGUGGAGGCAGUUUACUCCACUGUCAAAGAUGUUUUAGAUGAGAUCUAAGAACUGAGCUUCAUUAGCUAGACAAAUAUGUUAUUUGUAUUCUGUGCACACUCCGACAAUGGCAUUACAGCAUUUUUAUGCCGUUUUCCAUUGUAAAAAAAAAAAUCAUGCAUCCAUCUGUCCUUUGCAUACAUCCACUUGUCCUUGAUCAUCUACUCAUCUUAAAGUUUAUAGAAAAAGGAGGAGAAACUUUAGAUUUAGUGAUGUUUGCAGCAAUUCCCUGGAUGUGCUAUGUGUUUUGCUGAUUCCAAUUUGACAGCAAGGUUCAAGAAAUGUACAGAUUUUACUUCCACACUGGGAUAUGCAUAAUAUCAUACUUGUACUUUAGUAAUACAGGUAAGCUAAAAUGUAAAAUGUAUUCAUACUGUAAAUAUAAAGCUAGCUUUAAAGGGUUUAUCGGAUAAUAAUAAUUUUUGAAAACGAUCUGGUUGAUUUGUUUAUGUCUCAUUUGUCUGUAUGUUUUAAUGUAUAAGAGCUUAUUUAAAAACAUUGAGCAGUGAACAGAAUAAAACUAGUUUUAAGCAUUUUGGGAAGACUUCUAAAGAGAGCCUUGAUACGGAGCGUACAGUCAGAAUAGGGAAACAACAAAGAAUGCCCAGACACUUCACUUUGACUAAGCAGAAAGAAGAAUGUUGAGGAAACUAAGCUUGCAUUAAGAAAUCCAGUUAGCACCAUCAGAUAGUUAUAGGACUCUCUAAUCCCACAGAAUCCUUUCAACAGUGGAUUAACAUGUGUGAAACACAUGACAAAUCAUGUAUGUCCAAUGUGUUUAUAACACUGGACAUAAGACUGCCGAGGCUAUAAAUAAUGUGGGGAAGUAGCUACAAGCCCUAGCUUGACCCAAUUCAUUUUUUGAUUAAUUUAUUUUGGUUUCUUUUUUUUUUUGUAAUGUUGUAAAUUUACCAAAAUAAAGUUUAUCUGAAUGAAAAAAA
Molecule: messenger RNA, 2911 nt
Organism: Gambusia affinis (western mosquitofish)
Lineage: Eukaryota; Metazoa; Chordata; Actinopteri; Cyprinodontiformes; Poeciliidae
Product: sialic acid-binding Ig-like lectin 5
Exons: 8
Coding region: 72-1979 (635 amino acids)
Source: RefSeq, a predicted model, not a curated record